Messenger RNA from Lolium perenne, 5114 nucleotides. The record is from RefSeq and is a predicted model, not a curated record. Lineage: Eukaryota; Viridiplantae; Streptophyta; Magnoliopsida; Poales; Poaceae.
AGAAGAAAGAAGAAUACCGACAAAAUAAACAGAUAGCCCGGCAGAAAAAAAAGCCUGCACCUCUAAAUCAGCCUCGACAGCAAGGCAUGUCAUACCAACUUAGCCUGUGUUGCAUUCACACUGAAAUAUAUACCAUGACAUAAAGUACUUUUUGUUCUUUUCAUUCAUAAACAGGAGAUCGUACCCCGUUUAAUGAUAUAACCAACAAAGCUACGGAGGAAAAUCGGGCACGUGGCAGUACUACCAGUUGGUAUGCUCGAAUGUCUGCUGACAAGAAAGAAGAAUACCUAAUGAAGCUGCGGAUAGGACGCCAACAAGUUAAGGAUGCAGCUCCAAAUGCUGGUAGACCGUGUUCUCAAAACAUUACCGGAAAAAAUCUCCUCGCUUCCUUCGAUCAAACUGAGAAGCCUGCACAUACCACGUGUGACAAUAUUGACGAACCAACUCAGCUUGCAGGAGUGUGUACCCCGUUAAAUGACCAAGCACUAUCCGCUCCUACAGAUGUAAAUCUGGAACGAAAAAAAAGUAAUAGUACCAGUUGGUAUUCACGAUUAUCUGCUGAGAAGAAAAAAGAAUACCUACAUAAACAAAAGAUUGCACGACAACAAAAAAAGGCUGCAGCUCUUACUGUGCAAGGUCAAUCAUGUUCAGAGACGCAUGACAUUGGCAAAAAUACUACUAGGCGAGAGCGUGAACGAGCACGUCGGGAAAUGCUAACAUCAAGUGAGAUAGAAGUCAUUAAUGCAGAACGAAGAUCUCACAGGCAGAACCUAUCACCCGGGAAGAGGGCAACUAUGCUAGCUAAUCGCAAUGCAAAAGCCGUGGCUAAGCGGAACACUCCAUGCGCUCAAUCCAUCGCGAUGAAGUGCCCUCUUAGUUUGCAAUCAGAAUCAAACUUGUUGUUCCCACCAACAGUCACAAACCCCUCACCCACCGUGGAGGCAUCCGCUGCAGCUCAUGCGUCACAAUCAGUGUGUGAUAUGGAGGCGUUUCUUGCCAGGCUCAUGGAGGAGAAUCCCAACCCAACCAACCUAAUGGACGAGGAAUAUUAUCUAUUCGCCGGUGAAGGUUCCGACACUAAUGACAUGGACUUUGAGGAACCAGAGUCGAACGGCACAGGCUCUGUAGACGAGGAUCCUUUUGACUUUGUGUACUCAAACCUGCCGGACAGCACACACAUCCUUAAGCACGCCGACAACCGCUUGCUAUGCACAGCCAAGAAAUUCGAGGACAGCAUCCGGUUCUUCAACGGACACUUCUCCUUCACAACCCUUGGCGUCAGCCUCGACAACAACUAUACAAACAUGAAGUCCGGGGUGUACACAUUUCGGGCACAUAAAACCAUGUACCACAACGUGCAUUCGUUCGGGCCAGGUUCUCGUCCGGAACAUCUGCAACUGUACUUCUACGAUGAUGACCCGAACCUAGACCAUCGUAAGAAAUCUACCGAGAAUUUAGAUCAGUCCGUCGUCAAGAUCAACCUAGCGAAAAGGUUUGAGCGAAGCAUUAUCCUCCAUGGUAAUAACAAUGAGAAAUACGAGUAUACAAGCCACACGGGCUGUUACGACCCGCUCUCAUACCCCCUGUUCUUCCCAAAUGGGGAGCUCGGGUGGCAUCCUAAUAUACCAAAAUUUGGUGUGUCAUAUGAAGCUGCGCAAAGGUCAAGAGCAAACCGGGAUAACGAUGCAGAAGGAAGAAGCAGGUUGUGCGUCUCUGUGAGGGACUACUACUGCCACAGGCUGCAAACACGACCUGCCAUAUUCAACCCCAUAUUGCAUGGAGGACGAUUGUUCCAGCAGUUUGCGGUCGACAUGUACAUCAAGAUAGAGGGUUGCAGGUUGAACUGGGUUAGGGACCAUCAGAAGGAGAUACGUGCUGACCUGUAUAAAGGCAUUGUUGAUAGCAUCACUGCAGGAGAAACUCGAGCGAGCGCUGUUGGCAUAAGGACGGUGCUCCCAUGGUCGUUCAAGGGUGGUUAUCGAGACAUGAAGAAGAGACAUAUGGACGCAAUGGCAUUGGUGCAAACAUACGGCAAGCCUGACAUUUUCCUAACAAUGACUUGCAACCCAAACUGGCAGGAGAUACUUGAUGAUUUAUAUCCUGGCCAGACCCCGCAAGAUCGACCAGAUCUGGUUGCCCGUGUGUUUAGAGCAAAACUGGAAACGAUGAAGGAGAUGCUCCUCAAGAAUCACAUCCUGGGUGUUGUCAAAGCACAUGUAUAUGUGGUCGAAUUCCAGAAAAGAGGCCUCCCACAUGCCCAUUUCCUCUUGAUCAUGGAUUCAACAUAUAAACUCGUUGUGCCAGAGCAGUACGACCAGGUCAUAUCUGCCGAGCUCCCUGACAAGAAUAAGUACCCAGACCUCUAUGCCAUGGUAGUAAAGCAUAUGAUGCAUGGCCCAUGCGGUGUUCUCAAGCCCAACAACGUGUGCAUGCAGGAUGGGGUGUGCAAGUGCAGAUACCCGCGAGCUUUCAAUGAGACCACCGUACAAGGGAAGGACUCCUACCCUGUUUAUCGCAGACGGAAAGAUGGUCGUCACGCUAAGGUCCGUGGCCAGAUUCUGGACAAUAGAUGGGUUGUGCCUUAUAACCCAUACUUGUUGCGGAUGUUUAACUGCCACAUCAAUGUUGAGGUGUGCUCCAGCAUCAAGGCUGUUAAGUACCUUUAUAAGUACAUAUACAAGGGCCACGAUCGGACUUCGUUCAACAUCGACCAGCCCGACAAUGACGGUAACAUAGAUGAGAUCAAAAGAUAUGUUGACGCACGGUGGGUUACUCCACCGGAGGCCAUGUGGAGGAUAUUUGGCUUCAAGCUCUGUGAUAACUCACCAUCGGUCCUACAGCUGCCGCUUCAUCUCCCAUAUAUGCACAGAGUUACUUUCAAAGCAGGAGAAAAUCUGACUGAUGUUCUCGCACGGGAUAAGGCAGAGAGUUCAAUGCUCACAGAGUAUUUUGUGGCUAACAAUAAUCACCCGUGGGCUCGACAUAUUUUGUACAGGGAUUUUCCCGGAAGCUUCACAUGGCAAACGUCAAAGUAUUGGAAGCCAAGGCAAGAACGUCAUCAAGUUGGUCGAGUUGUGUCAGCCCAUCCAGCCGAGGGGGAUCGAUACUUCCUGAGGGUGCUGCUAAACCACGUACCAGGAUCGACGUCCUUCGAUGAUCUGAAGACCGUCGAUGGUGUCUUGUGUGGCAGCUUUCGCCAAGCCGCUGAGAUGAGAGGUCUCAUAGAUGCAGAUAACACGCUCGACGAUUGUCUCACCGAGUCAGAACAGUUUGCGAUGCCAGCUUCGCUGAGGAGGCUCUUCGCAACAAUCUUGGUAUUCUGCGAGCCUGGUGAUGUGCGAGGUUUGUGGGAUAGGCACAAAGAGGCAAUGUCUGAUGACUUCCGGCGACAUCACACGAGCCCAAACAUAGUAGAGCAGAAGGUGUUGCUUGACAUUAGUGGCAUGUUGCAAUCCAUGGGCAAAGACAUAAAGAUGUUUGAUCUUCCCGAUAUAGACGAGACAUAUGACACCACAGGAGGCGAGGCCAGAGAGAUCAUCGAAGAGAGAAAUAUCGAGGUUGAUUCCAGGGACGAGAAUCUUGAGUCCUCUCUAAAUCCUGAGCAAAGGUGUGCCUAUGCCAAGAUAUUGUCAGCGGUUGACAGCGCUGAAGGAGGUGUCUUCUUUGUCGAUGGCCCAGGAGGCACGGGGAAGACCUUUUUGUAUAGGGCGCUCCUUGCCAAGGUCCGAGGCCAGAAGAAGAUUGCUAUCGCAACAGCGACGUCUGGCGUUGCCGCUUCCAUUAUGCCUGGAGGCCGAACCGCCCACUCAAGGUUCAAGAUCCCACUGAACCUCGAAGAUGGGUCAUCGUGUAACUUCACAAAGCAAAGCGGGACAGCCAAGCUCUUAAGGAUGGCGUCGCUCAUCUUAUGGGAUGAGGCCACCAUGACGAAGCGGCAGGCAGUUGAGGCAUUGGACAACAGCAUGCGUGACAUAAUGGGGCGACGGGACCUACCAUUCGGCGGAAAGACUAUCGUUUUUGGUGGAGAUUUUAGGCAGGUGUUGCCUGUCGUAAGGAAGGGGUCACGGGCGGAGAUAAUAGACGCGGCCCUGCGGAGUUCAUACCUCUGGAAGGGCAUGCAUCAGCUGCCGCUCGUCACCAACAUGAGGGCCCAUAGCGACAAAUGGUUCGCAGAUUACUUGCUGAGGGUAGGGAAUGGCACCGAGGAAGCUGACAUGGAAGGUAACAUACGGCUCCCAGAGGAUAUAUGUAUACCAUCUACGGACAUGGAUAAGGACGACCUAGAGAAGCUGAUCGAGCAUGUAUUUCCUUCUUUAAGCGAUAACAUGGAUGAUCCAAACUACAUGACUUCUAGAGCGAUCCUCUCAACCAAAAAUGACUAUGUCGACGGUAUAAACAAGAUCAUGAUAAAACGUUUUAAUGGCAAGGAGAAGAUAUACCACAGCUUUGACAGUGCAGAGGAUGAUCCGCAUGGCUACUACGCUCAAGAGUUCCUACACUCGCUAACUCCUAAUGGGCUGCCCCCCCACGAGCUUAAGUUGAAGAUUAAUUGUCCCGUUAUACUCCUCAGGAACAUUGAUCCAGCGAACGGACUGUGUAACGGCACGAGGCUUGUCGUUCGGGGGUUCCAGAAGAACGCUAUCGAUGCUGAGAUCGUGCUUGGACAACACGCUGGCAACAGGGUGUUCCUUCCUCGGAUACCUCUCUGCCCGUCCGACGACGAAAUGUUCCCAUUUAAAUUUAAAAGGAAGCAAUUUCCGAUCAGACUCAGCUUUGGCAUGACGAUCAACAAGGCGCAAGGGCAGACCAUCCCUACUGUCGGUGUUUACCUACCAGAACCCGUAUUCUCCCAUGGUCAGCUGUACGUCGCCUUGUCUAGAGCUACCGCAAAGGUAAACAUUAAGAUCCUCGUCGUAAAAAAAAAGGACAAGGGCAAGGAGAUCGUCAAUGGCCCAUUAGGCAAAGGCAAAGCCAAUGGCAGCGACCAGACCAAUAAUACCAAGAAGCGAAAAAGAGAUGACUUGGGGAAAUCUCUGGAACACUUCAUAUCUGAAUGCCAUAAGGCCCUCAAUGGUGAUGUUGAAACUUCUGGUCCUGACUGGCAACACAUCUGA